This is a messenger RNA of Suillus paluster, 2163 nucleotides long. RefSeq lists its product as uncharacterized. Lineage: Eukaryota; Fungi; Basidiomycota; Agaricomycetes; Boletales; Suillaceae. Bases 1 to 2163 code for a protein of 720 amino acids. Gene Ontology annotation, cellular component: plasma membrane; cytoplasmic vesicle. The record is from RefSeq and is a predicted model, not a curated record. The transcript has 8 exons. Gene Ontology annotation, molecular function: protein binding; phosphatidylinositol binding. Gene Ontology annotation, biological process: endocytosis; plasma membrane tubulation; endosomal transport.
AUGGCGACACUACCUCGAGCCGCCAAACCAACUUCAUCUGUAAUCUCGGGCACCGAUACGCGUCCACGUUCUGAUGCUGCCUUCGAUGCUGGAAUAAACUCUUCGAGUGCAUGGACAGAGCAUUUGGAGCGCUAUUCGUUAUCAGACGACGAGCCUGAUCCAACAGAUGAACUCCAGCCGAUUGAAGAGACAGUUAAAGCAGCCCGUGCACUCUACGACUUUGAAGGAAAGGCUGAAUUCGGGGAACUGGCCGUCGAGGCUAGAGAUGAACUGAAUAUCUUGAAGGAAGAAGUUGGAGACGGCUGGAGUUUGGUGAGAGCGAGCUCUGGUGAAAUAGGGUUGCUACCCCAGACAUAUUACACGUACACGACUAGUUUUUUUUCCGCACCGUUUCACGGGAGGAAGGAGCGGUCUACCAGCACAAUCACCCCCCAAGAAUCUCUCCAGGAACAACCUGAGCCGGUUUCUAUCGUCCCUCAGGAUACUGGUGAAUGGACAAACCCUCUCCCAAGUUUCCGGCAAGGCUUUCUUGGAGGCAAGAGUUUGAACCGGUUCUCUGGGUUCGUGACGAGUGGCGCAGAAGAAUGGAUUCUCGAGGGCUAUGAAGAUCCAGUCGCUUCAAGUUUAUCCUCUUCACACCAACGGAUCUCUACGGAAGACUCUAUCAAUGAAGAUAAUAGGCUCAGUAGACUCGGGCUGGGGGAAGCAGACAGGCACUAUAUUGACGCCGGCCCUACGUGGCAAUCGAAAGUUCCAAAGUUUCGAGUCUUGGUUCACUCACCUUCCAAGCGCACGUCGGGCCUUUCAGGAGCAUAUACCAUGUACAGUGUCACUUCACUAUUUUCUUCGACUACGGGUGAAUAUUAUGAUCCAUGCAUCCCGCCGAUUUCUCCUACCCGUAUAACAGUCCAACGGCGGUUUUCGCACUUCGUUGUGUUACACACUGCGCUGACUAGACGUCUUCCUGGAAUUGCGCUCCCACCACUUCCUGAGAAACAGUAUGCUGGGCGGUUCAGCUCUGAUUUUGUCGAGGCUCGUAGAGGUGAUCUCGAGAGAUAUAUUGGGUGCAUUGUGAGACACCCUGUUGCACGAUAUGCCGAGGUCGUCACGUCUUUUCUCGGUUGCGAAAGUGACGUGGAAUGGAAGCGGCUGAUGCCCCAAUUACUUGCAAUGCCUGCUGCUGGACCUUCAUUCUUCGCACACGUCUUUCAUCCCGCCUUUAACGUGGACGUGGACGAUGCUACAGAAGCGAUUGAUCGCUUCAGUCGUCACACCCUUGCCGUGGGCAAGGGCACGGAGAGAUUGAGAAACAAAUUUGGUGGCAUUCGCGAGGCAAGACUGGAGAUGUCGAAAGCCGAACGAUUGUUGUCGUAUUCAUUGUUGUCCUUGAUUUCGUCGACGCCUUCGUCUUCUACUCCCCUGACUGGGAUUAACGAGGAUGCGGAGGACACGCCUCCACAAAGAAAUGGACUCUUAAACGAAGAAGGAGCUUGGUGUUGGCGUGAAGGCUGUCAAGAUUGUUUGAAGCUUACAAAAGCGAUGCAGAAAACAUCAGAUGCUCUGCAGAUUGUCGCAGACCUGUAUGACGAUCAUGCCCGGCGCACCCAGCUUGCAACUCAUGAAGCGCUCAAGAGCGUUGCUCAUCCAUACCAAUCGUAUGAAGGCAUCAUCGAAACCCACCAAUCUACGGUUUCGCGAUAUAAAGAUGCACUCAAGUCGGGGGAGGUCAGAUGCUUGUUUUUCUCGAACGAUGAGAUGACAGCACGCUGCGAAACUGUCCUGAAUAUCACGAUGGCUGAGAUGGACACAUACCACGACCAGAAAGUGGAAGACUUCUGCACAAUAACCAAGGAUCAUCUUGAUGGAGAAAUCGGCUUUUACGAACAGGUUCUGCACAGGUUGAAGGCGGCGCGGCGCACCUUCGACACUCCGCGUUUUGACGAGCUGAGCAAGUCACCUCGUCAACCCUCAAGACACGAACGGGAUUUAGAAGCCCCCAAGCUGAAUCCCCCACCAUUGCCACAGCCAUGUCCUCAUAUCUAUGACUCGGCACCUAUGAGACCAGUGAGUACAGCAAUACAGGAGGGGAUCGGAGCGCUGCUGGGAAAGUCCCAGCCUGGUAUUAGGAGUGGGAGUGUUUUUGGGAGAAUGUGGGCUGAUUAA